Salmo salar (Atlantic salmon) is the source of this 3390-nucleotide messenger RNA. RefSeq names its product KICSTOR subunit 2. Gene Ontology annotation, cellular component: KICSTOR complex. Gene Ontology annotation, biological process: protein localization to lysosome; cellular response to amino acid starvation; cellular response to glucose starvation. Lineage: Eukaryota; Metazoa; Chordata; Actinopteri; Salmoniformes; Salmonidae. The record is from RefSeq and is a predicted model, not a curated record.
GAAGAGGCCGCUAGAGGUUCGGAUUGCAACUCUUCCCACGGUCUCGCCAGUCACUUCUGAUUUGCCGUAGUGUUGUGAUGUGAAACCAAGAUGGCGUCUACGGAAAGCUAUCCUAAAAGCAUGACGGAGGCUCCGAGUGAGGACGAACUGCGGCCGGUGCCACGUGAGCGGGCGAUUCUGGAGAGUUUCUUCACGCAGCUCGGAAUGUUCUCGUUCGACCGAGCGAAGGACUAUGUGGAGAAAGAGAAGGACAGCAGCAAGAGCGCAGCGGCCAUCUGGGCCGCUCUCCUCACCGCCUUCGCUCACCUUUCCGCAGCGGAGAAGGCCUAUCACAACAUGACGUUCCUGGGUCAAAAACUGGGCGGCCAGUCGUUCUUCAGCCGCAAGGACUCCAUCCGCACCAUCUACACCUCCCUGUUCAAUGCGCUGAGGAAGGUGGUAACCAUGGGGCGCCACGCCCAGCCAGGCUCCGCACCCUACCUGGAGGACCUGCUGUCUCACCUGUCGGAACAGCUGUGCCACUUCACCCAGGCCCGCAUGGAGAUGGCUGACCUGUACGAGACGAUGCACGCGCUGGGCAGCCAGAAGAACAUCAACUCUGAGGAGCUGGUCGCCACCCUCGAGGCGGUGGUGCAGAAAUACAGCUCCAGAUUCCACCACCCCAUCCUGGGCCGCUUGGAGGGGGGCUUCCAGACAGAGGUGGAUGUAGUAACACAGCUCCUGCGCUGCCAGGCCCAGGUGUCAGAGUGGCACUUCCUGCCCGCCCUGCUCAGCCUGCAUGGGGCUAGCUCUAAGCUGACCGCCUGGGGACAGCUCCUCCAGCUACAGAGGGAGACCCGCAAGCACCUGUUCGGAGGCCAGUCCCAGAAAGCCGUGCAGCUGCCCCACCUGUACAUGUGGCUGCAGCGCUUCCAGGGGGCGCUCCUUGCUAAAUUCAGCUUCUACUUCCAUGAGGCGCUGAGCCGCCAGACGACGUCCGCAGACAUGAAGGCCCUGACUGCACGCACGGCGCCCGAUUACCACGGCAAGAUCUGUUCGUUUAUCCGCAAACACGAUGCCAACAACGUCUCGCUGGUGUUCGACAACCGCGGCUUGGACAGCUUCCAGGGCCACGGCUACCACCACCCGCACUCGUACCGCGAGGCGCCCAAGGGGGUGGAGCAGUUCCCCGCCGUGGUGUCCCUUCCCGGGGGUGAGCGGCCGCUCACGCACUGGCCCAACGUCAUCAUGAUGAUGGGCGACCGCGAGGCAGAGCUCAACGCGCUGGACAAGGUGGUACACUUCUACGACGACAAAGUCCAGAGCACUUACUACCUGACCCGACCAGAAUCACACUUCACCCUGGUGGUCAUCUUCGACGGUAGGAAGUCCGAGAAGGACUCGCACAUCGCCGCCUUCCUGCAGGAGAUCUCUGGCUCGCUGAGGAACUCCAAACCAUUCAGCACCCUCAAACCUGGCUCCAAGGGCUGAGAGAGAGAUAUGCCAUGCUUCAUAAACUGACUGUGUCCCCAUAAGGGGUAGAGAGGUGCGUGCGUGUAACGUUAUAACAGAGAUGAGGCAUUGUUCCAGUUCCAUAGACAGGAUGAACAAGUUGUCUAAUCAUUAGGAAAGCUUCGAGUGACAUUGUUGCAACGUUCUGAUUGGUUUUAGCUUCUUAAAUUGGGCGGCCAGGACCUUUUGCUUUACUACUUGAAAUAUAAUUAGAAGCUCAACAUCAGCUUGUCUUAAUUCAGAGAAUGGCUUCAACCCGUGGUCCAACUGUUUGUUCUGUUGAGCAUCAUGCUUUGAAUCCUUUAGUUUGUUUUGUAAAAUCAGUUCCAGACCAAAAGAGAUGCGUCACUGACGCAGUGUGGCCUUCUCACAGUGAACUGACUAUUGAGACAUUUGACCUGUUUCUUUGACUUGAUUCUAUUCCAUCACAGGUUAGACAACUUCCUACCCGUCAGGGAUAUAAUGGUGCUAUGUACUGAAAGCCUUUGCUUAAUUUGUAUACUUUUGUUAACAUUGUUUGUUUACCGUCAACAGAAGUGCUUAAUUAGUUCUCUGGUAUGUCAUCCUCUAUUUAGUUGUACUUAUUUAUCGGUUUAAUUCCCAAAUGACUGUAGAAAAAAAGCAUCAUGACGUGUGUGUAAGAGGUGAUUUCACACGUUUCUUAAGACUGAGACGUUACUGAGUGUUCAGACGGCCAACUGUAGCACAUCUCCAUCCCGGCCCCACACCCAGCAGGUGAUAAACAAGGCAAUAAUGAAGGCUUGACUAUCCAAAACGCACUUGUUAAUUUCUUCCCUUUUUUUAUUUAUAAUAUAAAUACAACAUCGAUACUAUGCAUUUGGCUAUAAGAGCUCAUCUUUAGGAAGCUCAGGAGUUUCAGAUACAGCAACACUAACAGACAAAACCAUUUCCUUUAAUUAUCAGACACAUUCAGAGAGAAGCCAACAUCCCUUAAAAUGCACCUGUUCACAUGUUACAUGCCAAGUACACAAUUUUCCCUAUACAUCAAAGUGCAAUGUCACAAUAGAUUAACUCUAGGAUUCAUAAUUCAGUCUUCUACUAAAACAUUUUGAUUAUUUCAUUCUAAGUGCUGCUGCUCUUCGUUCAGGACAUGCGUGAGUGGAUUACAACUCCCCACAAAGACGGGUAAAAAAAGGCACUUUCACAUUGACACACACAAACCAAUGCACACCCAUAGCCCAUUCUUGGAGACACACAUCCCCAGGACUCCUCAAACACACACACACAAUAGUUCCCAACCCAGUAAAGGACACAUUCAGUGUGCCGUUGUUCAAGUGUAUUUUGGGCAUUUACACCCAAGAGCCCCACCCGGUUUGCUUACUGUGAACUUAAGGUUAUUUAGUGACUUCAGUGUAACAAACAGACACACUAUAUUCCCACACAAACUAAGUGCCAGCACACACGCACCCCUGUCCUGCACAUGUUCUGGUACUAAAGGCAGACAUGAAUAAUCCAUUUUAUUCACCAUCGCACUUACAAAGGAACAGAACGAGGGCAGGCAGAGGAAACACACAAACAGGGCAAGGGGGAAAGAAAUCACACAUACCCAGGCUGAGGGAAACGAACUCUACAAACUCCUAACCCACUGUACCUCCAAAUGAUUUCCCCUGGCCUGAGUGUGUGUAUCGGUCGAACACAAGAGAAGGCUGUUUUCUAGUAGUGAGGGUUAACGCCACCGCCGGCCCUGUGACAUUAGUGCCCACUGAACAUUCAAUAGAGAGCUGAACAGUCGUAAUUAAACACUGGAACAUUCAUUAAAAUAGCUGAACAUUGGUUAAAUAGAAUGUGAGUUUUGUCACCAAUGCCUCGAGAGGCUUUGGUUGAGGCAUUAGUGAGCUUAGCAGCGGAACCAAGUGAAAUAAAAAAGAUCAGACAUCC